AUGGCCAUUCUUUGCUCUUAUUUUGCUUGUAUUCGUCCCCAAUCUAAGUCGCCGUAUAUGUCUCAUGGGCAGGCGGGGAGGGAUAAAAUGUCAAUUCCUUUUAGUGGAGUACAAGCUGCGAUGGUUAUCAAUCGGGUAGAAAACAGCGCCCAAUCUCCUGAAGAUUGGAAUAGCGAUGGUGAUGGUUCAGGUUGUUCAACCGGAGUAGCUGGCACACCAUGUUUCACCUCUAGGUUAUCACUGCUCAAGGCUGGUUCAGUAAUAGCACAGUUUAGUGAAUUCAAGCGGGAGCUAGUUAGGGAAACCGGUUUCGGAGGAAUGCUAGAUUUGAAGUCAUGGCAGAAGAUUAACUUGAAAUACAGUGCUUAUUUGAUCGAUAGAGUUGAUUUAGAUUCCUGCUCCUUGAACCUGGAGUCACAGGGGGUGUUGGAUUUGUUUGACAAGGAUUUGAACUAUGUUUUUGGCAUCCCAUGUGGGAAUCUAACAAUUGAAGGUGAAGGCGUUGAACCAUCUGUAGCUUGUAUCGAGUACACACGGAUAGCAGCAUCAGUUAGCGAGAAAGGCACACACAGCCUCAAAGCCGCUGAAUCAUUCUUGCUUGGACCCAUAUCAGAAGAAUCAACAGAAACAGAGAAGGAUUGUUUCAAAAUUGCAUUUGUGAUUUUCAUCAUUGGACAUGUGCUCGCCCCGACCGCCAAACAUGACUACAUAUCAGUAGAUUUCUGGGCAACACUGAACAAUGUCAGCAAGAUCAAAGAUUGGAACUGGGGGGCUUACGUACUGAAAAAUUUGCUCCAAGCAGUGAAGAAGUUCAAAAACGAUGUUUCAAAGAGGAACCCAACUAUACAUAUAGUCGGAUGCCAUCUGUUCUUGCAGGUUUUUGUCCUCGACAGAUUAGAGCUCAGUGUACUGAACAAGCCAGAAGGAGUGACACCAAGGAUAAGCCUGUACGACUAUGAGUCAAUGAAAAAGAUGGUUGAGCAAAUCACGGUUAACAUCGCUGGUGGAGAAGUCACUUUCAGUGGCGGCAAGGUCAGGAGUGGUACGGCCGUCGGGGGGCUCGAGUCAGCUCGGAAUCAUACCGUUACAGAAAAAAUGGCUAGGCCUGCUAUUGCGACCAAAAGAGCAAACAAUCCAUGCUCACCAAUGCUACGAUCUUCUUACACGAGAAAUGGCCCGCAGGAAUUUUCAAAUUACAUACGCUCGCGGUACCCUACCAUACCAACGCCCUUCAAGUACGCGGAUCAAUAA
Molecule: messenger RNA, 1251 nt
Organism: Triticum aestivum (bread wheat)
Lineage: Eukaryota; Viridiplantae; Streptophyta; Magnoliopsida; Poales; Poaceae
Exons: 4
Coding region: 1-1251 (416 amino acids)
Source: RefSeq, a predicted model, not a curated record